AUGAUAUCUGCACAAUACCUCGGAUUAUUAGUGUUGAAAAUCACAGAAAACAAUAAGCCAACUAUAAGCGAUUUUGGGUUAUUCCAGGUAUCAAACGAUCAGCAAAUAAAAGAAGAGAGAGAGAAUGAGGGCAAAAUAAGGAUUGUGGCUAAUAGCAGUGAAGCAAACAAAAAACGGUACCAAUGUAAGGUAUGCGGUGUGUUAUUCGGACGUUCAACUAGUCUGAGGAACCAUAAGAUGACACAUAUCGAUGAAAAAAAUUACAAAUGUGAGAUAUGCAAUAAAACAUUCAAAUGGUCCGGCAAUCUGAAGAGACACAAAUUGACGCACGGAAAUGUACGACCAUUCAGAUGUCACGUAUGCAAUAAAACAUUCAAAUACUCCGACGUCCUGAAGAAACACUAUUUGACGCAUGGAAACGAACGACCAUACAAGUGUCAGGUGUGCAAUGAAACUUUCAAAGGAUCCAGAUAUCUAAACAGACACAAAUUGACGCACGAAGACGAGCGACUAUUCGAAUGUCACGUGUGCAAUAAAACAUUCAAAAACUCCUACGGUCUGAAGAGACACAAAUUGACGCACGAAGACGAGCGACUAUUCGAAUGUCACGUGUGCAAUAAAACAUUCAAAAACUCCUACGGUCUGAAGAGACACAAAUUGACGCACGGAAAUGAACGACCAUUCAAAUGUCACUUGUGCAGUGCAGCAUUCAAAGACUCCUGCAGUCUGAAAAGACACCAAUUGAAUCACGGAAGCAUACAGUUAUUCAAAUGUCACGUGUGCAAUGAAACAUUCAAAUACUCCAGCGUUCUGAAGAGACACCAAUUGACGCACGAAAACGAUCGACCAUUCAAAAGUGAAAUGUGUGAUAGGAAUCUCACUGCAAGAGGAUGUUUGAAGGGACACGUGAAAAUACAUAAAAGUUCGGAAGAAGAUCUAUUUUAUACAGUGAGCUCCUUAAUGAUAUCGAUAGCAGACGAUAUCAUUGACACAGAAAUAUUUAUAAAGGGAAUAAUUGGAUUUGCAAAACUUUAA
Cercopithifilaria johnstoni is the source of this 1035-nucleotide messenger RNA. The record is from the annotation of a GenBank genome assembly. Lineage: Eukaryota; Metazoa; Nematoda; Chromadorea; Rhabditida; Onchocercidae.